Molecule: messenger RNA, 6676 nt
Organism: Doryrhamphus excisus (bluestripe pipefish)
Lineage: Eukaryota; Metazoa; Chordata; Actinopteri; Syngnathiformes; Syngnathidae
Source: RefSeq, a predicted model, not a curated record
GAUCCCGGUGAGUGCAUCUUUGAGGAUGGUCUGAACUAGCAAGGCCACAUGGUCUUCUCGACUCUCAUCAAGUGUCCCAAAUGUCAGAGAUUGCCAACAUGGAAGGAGAGGAGGCCUCGUCUGCUCCUGAGGUGGACUUAAAGAUGGAAGAACUUCCCUCUGCCAAGGUGGAGACAAAAGUGACCUACCAAGAGACCGUCAUGACCUUCAGCUCUCACCAAGAGACAACGUGUGACGCUGUUGACCCCGAUGAAAACACGGAGGACGACAAUGAAGUGAAGGAGGAAGAUGGCGAGGAGGAAGCCGGUCAAAAAGUACCUGGAGGCCCGCAGACUUCAGAUGCUAGACCACCUUUGCUUCCUGAUCCAGCCUUCAACAGGAGAUGCAGCCUCCUGGCCAGCGAGGUGAAGUACAAAGAAGACUUUGAGAAGAUGAAAGGUCAGAGUCUGUUUGUUCCUGAAGCAGAAUUCAUCCAUGCCAGGAACAUGAGCGCCGUCCUGUCUGAGUCCAAAUACAAAGAGGAGGGGAAGAAAGAGGCAUCGCUGUCUCUCUACUCGCUCCUUCCAGAAACGCCAGACAUCCAACGUGCCAAAGAGGUUUCCCAGCUCCAGAGUGAGGUUAAAUACAAAGAAAACAUGAAGAUGUCCUCCUCGCUCUACUCACUGCUGCCAGAGACCACUCAGACCCAAUUUGUCAAAGAACUCACUGAGAUACUGAGCGAGAACAAGUACAAGGAGGAGGUGAAGAAGGAGAUGAGCAGCACUUUGUACUCUCAGCUUCCUGAAACGUGUGAGAUGCAUCUGGCCAAGAGCGUCCAUGAGUUUCAGAGCGAGAAGAAAUACAAGGAAGAUGGGAAGAGGAAGGCCUCCAUCUCCCUCUACUCCCAACUGGCCGACACCCCUGAGAUCCAACACGCGCUGGAGAUGUCCCAGCUGCAGAGUGAUGUGAAUUAUCGUCCCAAGGUGCUGGUCAAGGGGGCUCCUUCGUCUCUGUACUCUCAGCUUCCUGACACCAAUGAGAUCCAGUUUGCCAGAGAGAUGACGGAGCUGCAGAGCCAGAACAGAUACCACGAGGAAGGCAGGAGAAACCUCUGCCAGUCCUUCUACUCUCAGCUUCCGCUCACCAUGGAGACGCAGUUUGCUAAAAGUGUCGGCGAGCUGCAGAGCGAGCGACGCUACAAGGAGGCGGGGCAAAAGUGCACCGCCUUGUACUCGCUUCUGCCGCAGACUCUGGAGACGGCGCACGCCAAGGAUGCCUGCAAGCUCGCCAGCGAGGUCAAGUACAAAGAGGACGGCAAGAAGGAGAUGAGCGUGAACUUGUACUCGCUGAUGCCCGAAACCAUCGACACGCAACACGCUAAAGAGCAGUCGGCGCUGCAGAGUGAGGUGAAGUAUAAAGAAGGAGUUGAGCAGAAGAACGCCUUAUACCAUCAUCUCCCGGAGACAGCCGAGACCCGACUGGCCAAGGAACUCUCCCAGCUGCAGAGCGAGGUCAAGUAUAAAGAAGGAGGGAAGAAGGAGAUCAAUAAGAGUCUCUACUCCUCGCUGCCUGACACGAUGGACACGCAGCACGCCAAAGACGCCGCGCUACUGCUUAGUCAGACGAAGGACAAAGAGAACAGCAAGAAGGAGAUGUCACACAGCCUGUUCUCCACUCUCAGCGACACGCCUGAAAUCAUCCUGGCCAAGGAGAUGAAGGACUUCCUGAGCAAUAGGAAGUACAAAGAGAGUGGCAGGAAGCAGCUGGCUCAGAGCCUCUACUCCCAACUGGCGGACACGGCGGAGACGCGCUUUGCUAAGAGCGUUUCCGAGCUGCAGAGUCAGGUGAACUACAAGAAGGGACAGAAAGACGAGUCCAGGUCUCUCUACUCCACCCUGCCCGCCACUCUGGAGACGCAGCACGCCAAAGAGGCGUCCGACCUGCAGAGUGAGCUGAAGUACACGCAGAAGAAAGAUCUCAAGUCCACCUUGUUCCACCUGCUGCCUGAAACCCUGGACACGGCCCACGCGAGAGACGUCUCUGAGCUUCUAAGUCAGGUGAAGUACCAGGAGGACGGCAAGAAGGAGAUGAACGUCAACUUGUACUCGCUGCUGCCCCAAACCAUCGACACGCAACACGCUAAAGAGGUGUCCAACCUGCAGAGUGAGGUGAAGUACAAAGAAGGCCUGAAGCAGAAGAUGCAGAGCAGUUUGUACCAUCAUCUCCCAGAAACCCUUGAGACUCAGCAGGCCAAGCAGAUGUCAGAGCUGCAGAGCGAGAGCAGGUACAAAUGUGCAGGUGAGAAGGAGCUCCACAGUUCUCUGUACUCCGCCCUCCCUGUCACCAUGGAGAUGCAGCAUGCCAAAGAUGCCGCCGAGAUGCUCAGCGAGGUCAAGUACAAGGAGAGGGGAAGGAAGGAGAUGUCCGCCUCGCUUUACGCCACGUUGCCUGACACCUGCCAGACCAGCUUCAGCAGGGAGAUGACACACAUGCAGAGCGAGAACAAGUACAAGGAGGACGGGAAGAAGAGCCUCUCUCAGAGUUUGUACUCCCAGUUAGCACAGACGGCCGAGACGCAGCUGGCCAAGAGCGUCACCGAGCUGCAGAGUGAGGUGAAGUACAAGGAGGACGCCCAGAAGGAGAUGACAUCCUCGCUGUUCAGCAGCCUCCCUCGGACGCUCCACACGCAGCGGGCCAAGGAGGUGACGGCGCUUCAGAGUCAGGUGAAAUACCAGGAGGGCAGGAAAGACGCCGCCUCAUCUCUCUAUCACCUCCUCCCGGAGACGCCACAGACGCAGCUCGCCAAGCAUGCGUCAGAGAUCCAAAGUGAGGCAAACUACAAGAGGGACCGAGACGAGCUGUCCAACUCCUUGUACUCGCUACUUCCGCAAACGUUGGACACCCAGUUCGCCAAGGACAUGGCCGAGACGCACAGCCAGACCAAGUACAUGCAAGAAGCCAAGCAGCAGGCGACGGCGUCUUUGUACGCCAAACUGCCUGAAACCAUGGAGACCAAACACGCCAAAGAAGUGAGAACACUGCAAAGUGAAAACCAGUACAAAGCGGAGGGGAAGAAGCAGAUGACGUCGUCUCUCUACUCUCUGCUUCCUGAGACCUCAGAGUCACAGCUGGCCCGCGAGGUGGCACUGAUCCAGAGCCAGAAUAAAUACAAAGAGAGCGGGAAGAGGGCGCAGACCGUCAGCAUCUACUCGCAGCUCCCGGACACCAACGACAUCCAGUUUGCCAAAAGCGUGUCCGAGAUCCAAAGCCAGAACAAGUACAAGGAGGCGGGCAGGAGACAAGCCAGCAGCUGUCUGUACUCCAAGCUGCCGGACACGCUGGAGACCCGGCACGCCAAAGAAGUCUCACAGCUGCAGAGUCAGGUCAGCUACAAGCACAAGGAGGACGCCAGCAGGCCGCUCUAUCACCAGCUGCCUCAAACCAGCCAGACGCAGGCGGCCAAAGAGCUGACUGACCUGUACAGUCAGGUGAAGUACAAAGAAGACGGCAAGAAGCAGAUGACGACAAACUUGUACUCGCAUCUUCCUGAGACGCCUGAGACUCAGUUUGCCAAACAGAUGUCAGACUUACACAGCCAGACAAAGUACCAGAAGGACAGAGAAGACCUGCCCAACACGUUGUUCUCUCUGCUGCCCGAGACUCUGGACACGCUCUUUGUGAAGGACAUGGCUGACACUCACAGCCAGGUCAAGUACAAAGAAGCGGGAAAGAAGGAGGCCAGCAGCGCUUUGUACCAUCAGCUGCCCGAGACCGCCGAGACGCUUCAUGCCAAAGAACAGUCUGACCUGCAGAGUCAAAACAAGUACAAGCAGAGCGGGAAGGAUGCGUUGGCGUCCAGUCUGUACGCUCAGCUGCCGCAGACGGCCGAGACGCAGCUCGCCGCCAAGAUGUCGGAGCUGCAGAGCGAGAGCAAGUACAAAGAGGAGGGCAUCAGGAGCCUCGCCUGCAGCGCCUACAGUCAGCUGGUGGACACCACGGAGACGCAGCUCGCUAGAACGCUUUCUGAGCUUCAGAGCGAGACUAAAUACAAGGAGGCCAGCAGGAGAGAGGCGGCCGUCAGCCUCUACCACCGCCUGCCUGAGACCAUGCAGACGUUGCACGCUAAAGAGGCCACGCAGCGGCAGAGUCAGGUCAACUACAAGGCGGAAGGUCAGAGGUCACAGAGCUGCAGCCUGUACUCCCAGCUGGCUGACACCCAGGAGAUCAAGUUUGCUAAAGCCGUCAUGGAGCUGCAGAGCGAGAAUAAGUACAAGGCCAAAGGUCGGGAGGAGAGCAGCAGCAGCGUGUUUCACCAGAUGGCCGAGACCAACCAGACUGAGUUCGCCAAGCGUUUGUCAGAACUUCAGAGCGAGACAAAGUACAAGAAGGACAAGGAGGAUCUGUCCAACACGUUGUUCUCUCAGCUGCCCGAGACUCUGGACACUCGCUUUGUGAAGGACAUGGCAGACACUCACAGCCAGACUAAGUACAAAGAGGCCAGUAAGAAGGAGAUGGUCAAGAGUCUGUACUCGCUGCUGCCGCUCACCAAAGACAUUCAGCAUGCCAAGGAGCAAAGUCAGCGACUGAGCGAGAAGCUGUACAAGGAGGAAGGAAAGAAGGAAGCCGCCAGCAGCUUGUACGCUCACAUGCCCCAAACCAUCGAGACCGUCUUUGCCAAGGAGCUGAGCAGGACGCAGAGCGACAAGUUCUACAAGGAGCAGUUCAACCGGGAGAAGGGGAAGUCCGGCUACGCCAACAUGGAGACGCUGCCCGAGGUGGAGCACGCCAUGGAGGUCAACAAGAACCAGAGCGACGUCAGCUACAGGAAGGACAAGGAGGAGCUUCACCGCUACAACACGGCACCUGACAGAGCUGACAUCGUCAGCGCGACCAACGCCGCCAAACUGGCCAGCGAUGUGGCCUACAAGAGUAACAGCAAGCAGCUGGUCUUGAGCGACGCCUCUCUUCUGGCCCGAACGGACAUUCGUCACGCCAAAGAAGCGUCCAAACUGGCCAGCCAGGUGAAGUACAAGCAAGCCUCGGAGCCGCACGCUCGACCUCGCUACAAUCCGCUGGAGUGUGUGUCCUUUAAACACACGCAAGCGGCGGCUGCGCUCGCCAGUCAGGUGAAGUAUAAGAGCAACCAGAAGCCAGAAGAUUCCUCAGACCUGCCCAACCUCCUGCAGCUGGAACACGUGCUGCACGCCAGCAAGCUGCAGAGCAACGUGGAGUACAAGAAGAAGUACGAGCGCAACAAAGCCCAGCACCACAUGUCUCUGGACACGGCUGAACAGCGCCACCACAAGGAGAAUGCAGUGCUGCACAGUCAGGUGAAGUACCGCGAGGAGUACGAGAAGAACAAAGGCCGCACGCGGAUGGAGUUUUCCGACACGCAGACGUACAAAGUGUUGAAGGACGCUCAGAAGAUGCAAAGCGAGAGGGAGUACAGGCGGGACUACGAGGAGCACAUCAAGGGGAAAGCCUUGGCCGAUGUGGACCAGACGCCCCAAUAUCUGACGGCCCGACACGCCGGCGACGUGCUGAACGAGAAGGAGUACAGGAAGGACCUGGAGCAGGACGUCAAGGGGCGGGGCUUAUCCGGCGUGGGCUUGGAGGAAACACCUGAGCUGCUGAGGGUCAAAAACGCCAAUCAGAUUCUGAACCAGAAGGAGUACCGCAAGGAUCUGGACACGGAGAUCAUGGGUAAAGGGAUGGAGCUGAGUGGGGACGUCCUGGAGGUCCAAAGGGCCAAGAGGGCGUCAGAAAUCCAAAGUCAGAGGUCCUACAAGCAGACGGAACAUCUCAGCGAGAACUCCUACGGGACCAUCACAGACACUCCGGAGCUCCUGCACGCCUCCUACCUCAAAGACGUGUACAGUCAGGUGAGUUGUUGCGGGCGCUCUUUGCGAUGAUGUCAUCACGUGUGAUGUCACCGCACCAGAGGAAGUACAAGGACGAGGCGGAGCGUCUGAGGGGCCGUUACAGCGUCCUGUCCAACACUCCAGAGAUGGACCGGGUCAAAGCCAACCAAAGACACAUCAGCUCCCUGCGCUACUGCUGGGACUCCAAGCUGAUGCGGGGUCUGAUGUCCUCGGUCGCUGAGACGCCAGAGAUCGUCCUGGCCAGGGAGAACGCCAAGAAGAUCAGUGAUGUACACACACACACACACACACAGCUCAUUCUUAAAAAGUGCAGUCAGUCAUGAGCUGAUGUUCAGGUCCAGUACAGAGACCAGGUGGGCUGUGGGACCGCCGUCAUGGACACGCCUGAGAUGAAGCGAGUCCGACGCAACCAGGAGAACAUCAGCUCAGUGAAGUACCAGCGUGGGCUGCAGGAGCUGAAGGGGCGGAGCUACACUGAGUUGGACACACCUGAGUACAGGCGUGUCAGGAGGUCACAGGACUCGGUCUCCAUGGUAGCGGCUUGGUUGUCAUGGCUGCAGGAGGCACUAACGUGGCACAACGUGUGGGACCGCAGCACUUAACAUGGAGGAUGUUUGCGUGCGUGUGUGUGGAUAAUAAAGUUUGAUUCAAACAUCGGUUCCUUUAUGUGCUCACUGACAAAAUACACCGUGUGUGUGUGUGUGUGUGUGUGUGUGCACGUGUGUCCACCACUUCUUAUUCCACUUAAGAUGCUCUGUUGACAUCUCCUGUUCUCCACCCAACAGGCCAAGUACCACGAGGGCAUCGAGCGGGCC